This is a messenger RNA of Nothoprocta perdicaria, 3497 nucleotides long. RefSeq names its product baculoviral IAP repeat containing 2 (gene BIRC2). Gene Ontology annotation, cellular component: spindle microtubule; nucleus; cytoplasm. The record is from RefSeq and is a predicted model, not a curated record. Lineage: Eukaryota; Metazoa; Chordata; Aves; Tinamiformes; Tinamidae. Gene Ontology annotation, biological process: regulation of cell cycle; negative regulation of apoptotic process. The transcript is spliced from 9 exons. Gene Ontology annotation, molecular function: cysteine-type endopeptidase inhibitor activity involved in apoptotic process. The coding region runs from base 1247 to 3082 and encodes 611 amino acids.
UGAGCGCGGCUUUCUGGGCUAAACGCCGCUUUCCGCCGUUGGAGAAGCUGCGCGGGGUCGCUGAAUCGCACUGCGUUUGUCCGCUACCCUCCCUGUGCCAAGGGCCGCGUGUCUCUGUUGUGUUCAACCCAAAGGAAUUAUACGAUUGAAACUGCAGAUACUUAAAAUUUCUCCUUGUGAAGAGCCAAGAGCAGAUAUGGAGGUGUAGACCCCUCAGAAGGGACUUCAGUCUGAACUCUGGGAGGUAGUUUUGUGCACAAAUAAAGAAACUAAAAUACUAAGAGUCGUUAUAUCUGCAAACUGUUCACUCUCUAAAUCCACAAUGGCGUACAUUAAGUUAAAUAAUCAGUAUAGAACAUUAAAAGGUCCUGAUACAAAUCUAUUUAUUUCUGUUAAAUAUGAUAACUUUAUACUUGUAAUUAAGACACCAGGCUAAAACUGAAAUGGUCAGCUUGAUCUGUGCUGAGAAUGCCAUAGAGAGGAGCCUGGGGCUAUUCCAGGCCUCUUGCUUAAGACAGCCCAUCUUUGUCAGUGAUGGUUUACAGGAUUUAUUUAUCUUGUAGCUGAAUCAUUGAUGUAUACAGGGUUGAGGAUAAGCAGAUUUUGUAAUCUUUAUUCUGCAUGUAGUAAUAUGCAGAAAUCAAGAUUUCUUGGCAACCUAUUAGCAGCUAUAUCAGAUGGGAGAUUUUUCUUAAUGCUGUUUGAGCUUGAGAAGCAUUUAUUUUCAAACUCCCAAUGAGGUUUAUGAACUAAAGUCUUUACAGGUAUGAGCUGUGUAUUUACCAGAUCUCUAAAACAGUUUUUAAAUGAGUGUGCUCUAGUUAAAAUUGUCAAUUUGGUUGCCCCUGUUUUAGUUUCUUUAUUGAUGAAGGAUUUUGACAAACCUCCUUGAGGUUUUUUCAUUCUGGACCCCCCCCUCUACCAGCUCAGCUCAUUGACACUGUUCUCACAGAUGUACAGUGCAAGGAAAGCCUUUGAUGGUUAAUUGAGCAAGUCCUUUUGAAUGUGCUCUCUGUACAUCCUGAGGAAUUGGAAGUGGCUUUUGCACUGAAAUCAGGUGAGAACUUAGUGUUUGAAAGCUGUUAAUAAUGCAACUCAUCCUGUGCACAUGUGUGUUUGAACCUACACAUCAAAAUACUUUCAGGUUGUUGCUUUUGUAUAGGCAGGGGUUGUUCAGAAUGACCUUUCAUGCACACAACUACCUCCCAGAGGAAGACUCGUCCCAUUCUUCCCCAAAGAAUCCAUUAUGAACGUAAUGGAAGAUAGCCCUUUCUUGGCUUACAUGAUGAAGCACAGCACCCUGUGUGAUGAACUCAAGUACGACUUAUCCUGUGAGCUCUACCGAAUGUCCACGUUUUCCACUUUCCCCAUUAAUGUGCCAGUGUCAGAACGGAGCCUUGCCCGGGCCGGCUUUUAUUACACUGGUGUGAAAGAUGUAGUUAAAUGCUUCUCCUGUGGUUUAGUGUUGGCUGACUGGCAGCCAGGAGAUAACGCUCUGGAAAGGCACAGGCUCUCUGGUGCCAGCUGCAGCUUUGUUCAGAACGUGCUCUCAGUGAACAAUCUCGGACUCUCCUCUCGUUCUGCAUUUUCACCUCUGGUCACAAGCAAUUUCUCACCCCCUCUUCAUUCCCUCAACUUUACUCCAAGCUUGGAGCAAGUUGGCUAUUUCAGUGGUUCGUUUUCUAGCUUUCCUCAAGACCCCAUAACCACCAGGGCUGUUGAAGACCUGUCAUGUUUGAGAUCGAAGCUUCACAACCCUUCCAUGAGUGCAGAAGAUGUCAGACUACGCACUUUUCACUCAUGGCCCCUGACGUUUCUCUCACCAGCUGAUCUGGCAAAGGCUGGAUUUUAUUACCUGGGGACAGCAGAUAAGGUUGCUUGUUUUACCUGUGGUGGUCAACUGAAUAACUGGGAACCAAAAGAUAAUGCUCUGUCAGAGCAUCGGAGACACUUUCCUAAGUGCCCAUUUGUGGAAAGUCUUUCUCGAGAUCAACUAAACUUCAAUGUUUCCAACGUGAGCAUGCAGACCCAUGAAGCACGUGUUAAAACAUUCAUAAACUGGCCAGCUAGAAUUCCAGUUCAGCCUAAGCAGCUUGCAGAUGCUGGUUUUUACUAUGUAGGGCGCAAUGAUGAUGUCAAGUGUUUUUGCUGUGAUGGUGGAUUAAGGUGCUGGGAAUCAGGAGAUAAUCCAUGGAUUGAGCAUGCAAAGUGGUUUCCAAGAUGUGAAUAUCUGCUUCAUGUGAAAGGAAGAGAGUUUGUAAGUGAAAUUCAGGCCCGGUUCCCCCAUCUUCUUGAACAGUUGUUAUCAACCUCGGAUACAUCUGUAGAUGAAAACGCUGAUCCCCCAAUUAUUCAUUUUGAACCUGGGGAAAAUCGUUCAGAAGAUGCAAUCAUGAUGAACACGCCUGUGGUUAAAGCUGUCUUGGAGAUGGGRUUCAGUAGGAGGCUGAUAAAACAAACAGUGCAAAGUAAAAUCCUGGCUACUGGAGAGAACUACAAGACUGUUAAUGAUCUUGUGUCUGACCUCUUCACUGCUGAAGAUGAGAAGAGGGAAGAAGAGAAAGAGAGGCAGUUUGAAGAAGUGGCAUCAGAUGAUCUGUCCCUAAUCCGGAAAAAUCGCCUGGCUCUAUUCCAGCGUUUGACGUGUGUGUUUCCAAUCCUCGGGAGUCUGCUUGCAGCAAAAGUGAUCACUGAACUUGAGCAUGAUGUUAUUAAGCAAAAGACCCAGACACCACUGCAAGCAAGAGAGUUGAUAGAUACAGUCUUGGUGAAAGGAAAUGCAGCUGCCAGCAUAUUCAGAAACUGCCUGCGAGACUCUGACCCUGUGCUGUACAGAGAUUUAUUUGUGGAGAAGAGUGUGAAAUAUGUUCCCACAGAAGAUGUUUCAGGUUUACCUAUGGAAGAACAAUUAAGGAGAUUACAAGAGGAAAGAACAUGUAAAGUUUGCAUGGAUAAAGAAGUUUCCAUUGUUUUUAUUCCAUGUGGUCACUUAGUGGUGUGCAAAGAAUGCGCCCCUUCCCUUAGGAAGUGCCCCAUCUGCAGGGGGACGAUCAAGGGCACCGUGCGCACGUUCCUUUCGUGACCAAGGGAGACUGGCACUUGUGGAGCAACCUCUGCUCCUGCCAGCGUUCAGAUACUCAAGAUUAAACCACCAGUGUCUUAACAGAAAAUUGUGRUACUGCAGAUGACUUAUCAACUGCUUAGCACAGUUGUAUACUAGUAAGCUAUAUUGUCCUUAGGAAUUUUCUACACCUUCCUUGCCAAAGAGGUUUUCAGUAUGUGGAACUGACUGAGUAGUGAGGUGAAGUUUUCAGUUGUCCUUCCUAAACAGGCAAAGCAGUUCCCCGAGUGUGGCCUUAACACAGCUUGAAUAAAGUAUUUGCUGGCCGAGUUCCUGAAAUGGAGCUUGGCACCUGUCCCGAGUCCCCUCCGCACAGGGGAGGAGGUGCAGCUGAUGGGGCACUUACUGACAGUGACCUGCAGCUCCUGCCUGCUGC